Closterium sp. NIES-67 is the source of this 241-nucleotide messenger RNA. NCBI's taxonomy places the organism in Eukaryota, Viridiplantae, Streptophyta, Zygnematophyceae, Desmidiales, Closteriaceae. The record is from the annotation of a GenBank genome assembly.
AUAUGUGUAUCAUAUGAAAAAGAGAGUAGGGGAAAAGGAACGAAGUAGAGAAAAACAUGGAGAGAGAGAGAGAGAGAUAGAGAUAGAGAGAGAGAGAGAGAGAGAGAGAGAGAGAGAGAGAGAGAGAGAGAGAGAGAGAGAGAGAGAGAGAGAGAGAGAGAGAGAAGAGACCUACAAUAAAAGACUUCUUGAUAUUUUUAUACAGAUGAUAUAGAAAGACAAAUAAACAAGGGAAGCGCAA